This is a messenger RNA of Papaver somniferum (opium poppy), 1802 nucleotides long. Its product is annotated as putative aminoacrylate hydrolase RutD. The coding region runs from base 201 to 1409 and encodes 402 amino acids. Gene Ontology annotation, molecular function: catalytic activity. The record is from RefSeq and is a predicted model, not a curated record. The transcript has 11 exons. NCBI's taxonomy places the organism in Eukaryota, Viridiplantae, Streptophyta, Magnoliopsida, Ranunculales, Papaveraceae.
AUCUUCUUGUUCGCACUAUUUAUUUUUCUCCCUUUUUCAUUUUUCGAAUUCAGACAACAACAAUUCAAUUCCACUCUGUUUUUUCCUUCACAAAAUAAAAAAAUCUACUCUGUUUUUCUCUUUCUAGAAACACUCUUUCUCAUAAUUGAAUUCAAUCAUUCAGAUACUGAUUUGAUUUUCAAUUGAAGAAGAAGAAGAAGAUGCCGUUGUGUGAUGUGAGUAGAGGAAUCCAGAAUGGGAUUAAGAUUUUUUACAGAACUUAUGGACAUGGUCCUAACAAAGUCCUUCUCAUCAUUGGGUUAGCAGGAACGCAUGAUUCAUGGGGGCCUCAAAUUAAGGGUCUUACAGGGACGGAUAUACCAAAUGAUGAGAAGAAGAACAUCUUCAGAAACGAUUCAUUUGUGUUAGAAUCUGGCGGCGAUGAUUUCAAUGGAGAAGAUGGGAAUGGGAUUGAGGUUUGUGCAUUUGAUAAUCGGGGAAUGGGUCAGAGUUCUAUACCUACCAAGAAAUCUGAGUACACGACAACGAAUAUGGCGAAAGAUGCAUUGGCGUUAAUGGAUCAUUUGGGUUGGCGAAAAGCUCAUGUCUUUGGUCAUUCCAUGGGGUCUAUGAUAGCGUGCAAACUGGCUGCGAUGGUGCCUGAACGGAUACUGUCGUUGGCAUUGCUAAACGCCACUGGUGGUGGUUUUGAAUGUUUCCCAAAGAUUGACAGUCAAAUGCUAUCCAUUGCAUUACGUUUUCUGAAAGCAAAGACUCCUGAGCAAAGGGCAGCCGUUGACUUGGACACUCACUACACAAAGGAAUACCUUGCUGAAUUAGUUGGACUCAAAACAAGAAGAGAAAUUCUAUAUCAGGAAUAUGUGAAAGGUAUAUCAUCAUCUGGGAUGCAGUCUAACUACGGUUUUGAAGGUCAACUAAAUGCCUGUUGGACACACCGGGUGACAUCAAGAGAUAUUGAAGCAAUAAAAUCUGCUGGAUUUCUUAUUUCAGUAAUUCAUGGCAGGUAUGACAUAAUUGCUCAAAUUUAUCAUGGAAGGAAACUUGCAGAGAAAAUGCAGCCUUAUGCACGAAUGAUUGAUCUACAUGGAGGGCAUCUAGUGAGCCAUGAAAGACCUAAAGAGGUCAACCAAGCUCUCACUGAAUUGAUACAAGCGUCAGAUAUGAAGUUGAGUCCCCAUGAUUGGUCAAAUUUGCCAAAGAAAGGCGGGUCGGAAUUGAUGGGCAUGAAGAUUAUGCUAAGCAGAAGAAGAGCCGAGUGUGGAAACUUAAUAUCAUUCUUGUAUGAAAUGCUAGCAAAGCUAAAUUUCAUCUUUUUAUACUUAAUAGGUCUAUUUAUCAUGGCGUUUGAACAAGGACGAAGAAUAUUUAAAAAUCUAAGACCUGCUAGAGUUGGAGCUAUCUCUUCAUAAGGCUUAUUUUGAACUUACGGCCUCAAAAGGGGUAGCACUUGCUGUCAUCAUGUAUUACGUUUCAUAUUCGAAUGUAACCACAUGAGAAGCCCUAACGACUUGGCUAAAACAAUGCAUAAAGGAGUCAGUUAUUGACCCCGUAUAUAGAGAUAUUCAAACACAACAGAAGACGAGCAGAGGUUCAAGACGGCAACCUAAUCCAUUACUAACUACAGUCGAGGAUGGAAAGGUCUGCCAGCCAAGAGUUUAUUUAGCUUUUCGGUCUGUUUUUUGCUUGUAAUCGGGUGCAAGUUUUUCGUAUACCCCAUUUGUGAACUUCUGUAUAUGUUGUAUAACUGUCUCUACUGUCAUCUCCCUGCCUUGGAAAUAAGAAGCAUCACAAAUUUACCUUCU